Messenger RNA from Astrephomene gubernaculifera, 884 nucleotides. NCBI's taxonomy places the organism in Eukaryota, Viridiplantae, Chlorophyta, Chlorophyceae, Chlamydomonadales, Astrephomenaceae. The record is from the annotation of a GenBank genome assembly.
CUAACAAUCAUAUUUCAACAAAACGUUGCUAAGUUAACAGCGAAACACUGACUAAGAGCUGCUCACGACUCGUGCGUUACGACAGCCAAAUUCAACAAUCCUCGUGUUUGUCGCCUGGCCGCAAGGACACAUAUCUCAUCCAGAAGCACGCAGUGGAUACAAUGUCGUCUAGAAGUGAAGACGGCCAAGUUGCGGCCAGCACCGAACCACUACGACAACUGCACAAUCCCGACGAAAUCCUCCGACAUGCUCGCGAAAAGAACCUCGUUUACAAGACCUACGCCAACAACAAUGCCUUAAAGCUCGCGCGGCUACCUACGGUCGGACUGUCGAGGAUUCAGUUCGGUGAUGGCGAGUUCAUGCGAUGUGUUCAUUCCCUUCAGAUGGUCCUGGAACCCGAACCUCAGUCGGACCCGCUUCCCGACCUAGGCGAGCCCGUACAGCUCACGCGCACGCUGACCCGCACGCUAAGCCGCGGCGUAGAGCCGAGACACAGCGGCGGCGCUAGCAGCAGCAUCAGUCGGCGGCUGUUGCGUUACGAAAUGGAUGGUGGACCCCCGAGCCCACCUCAGCUUAACAGCGAUGAAGAGGACAACGCCGAAGAGAACCCUUACGCCGAUGACACAUGGGUGCGGAAGCUCCUGGCAACGAUCGCCGGCAGCGUUGGUGCGGAUUCAGACGAUGACGAUGAAACCGACACCGCGCCUGAGCCUGCGACUGAAAGCAGUGCCGAUAGUCUGCCUCUGCACCGCUCACCCUCCUCGGUUGUCGCACCCAAGCGCGCCUCCAUCGGCAUUUCCGAGCAGCCGUCCGUGGGAUCCGAGUACGGCAACAACGGCAACAACAACAGUAACAGUGCCCUGGUUAAGCUUUACAGUUUUACC